GCUGUCGCCGCCUGGAUGUAAACACGAUCAGCUGGUGAGGUCCCCGAGUCCCCGUCACUCACUCCUCGCCUCCCCAGCCGUCACCUGCGCCCCCGCCACGCCACGUGAGGCCACCCCAGGCUACUGAGCAAGCUUGGAGCCCUGCCAGGAAAGCAGGAAUUUGGUGUUGGAAACGCUGGGUCCACAAGUCACUUGCAUAAGCAGUAGAAAAUUGUUUAGGGUGUACAAUGGUUGGCCUCAUGAUGGAGAGCCAGAGUGAAGAGACCACCAAGCCUUCGUCAACCACAAGUGAUGCAACACAGCAAGACCAAGUCACAGUGAAGCAAGAGGAGGAGGAAGUCUUCAAAAAGCCACUGUUGCCUGGCAAAGCUGAAAAAGUCUCCAGUAAGCGUGAGGGAACGAAUGCUGCUGCAUCCAAGCUGGCCUUCAAGAUGGAGCAAGAGAGGGAAGAUAGUGAUGUAAUCUUUAAGAAGCCUGUCUUGCCUGCCAGGAGACAAGACACCAAGGUAGAGGAAGAGGAGGAUGUAAUUUUCAAGAAACCAAUCUCACCUGUCAAGACUCAGAGACAGGACAUCAAAUAUGAGGAAGAGGAGGACAUAUUCUUUAAGAAACCUGUUUCUUUUAGUAAGCCACAAAAGCAAACCUCCAAGACAGAGGAAGAUGAGGAUGCAGUGUUUAGAAAGCCUGUCUUCAUCAGCAAGGCACAGAGACUGGCUGGCAAAGCAGAUGGGCAGCAGAAAGAGGACAGUGAUCAAGUUUCAUCCUCAAUCACAAAAUCAUCGGCAUCCUUCAAGUCUCCUGCCCAGAGCUUGGUAGAGAAGUCUGCUGCCGUCCCAUACAAGGAGCCCAAGUGGAGUGGAGUGCCCCGGGAUGGCUACAGCUUUGAGGUGCUGAAGGGUGGCGUCAUCGUGGAGGUGGUCCCCCUCAACCGUCCCUUCUUAGUCAUCGGCAGGCAGUCCCAGUGUGACCUGGUGUUGGAACACCCCUCCCUCUCAAGAUUCCACUGCAUCAUCCAGUACCGAGCAGUGGGGGAGGAGGGGACACCUGUUGGCUUCUAUGUGUAUGACCUAGGCAGCACCCAUGGCUCCUUCCACAACAAGCACCGCAUGAAGCCCCAGACUUACUACCGCCUCAGGGUGGGACACAUGCUUAAGCUGGCGGGCAGCACUCGCACCCUCGUACUGCAGGGUCCCGAGGAAGAUCAAGAUCCAGAGUCUGAACUGAGUGUGUCUGAGCUGAUGGCCUUGGCUGCUGAGAGGAAAAAGAAACUGGAGAAGCUGGAGGAGGGAGAGGAUGAAGGCGAGAUAGAGGGAGGAAAGAAACAGAAGAGGAAAGAGGGAGAGGACAGUAAGAAGACUGGAGAGGAAGAUGACACUGGUAUAAAUUGGGGCAUGAGAGAGGAUGCUGAGGAAGAAGAAGAGGAGGAGGAGGGGGAGGAUGAUGAAGGGAGGAAGAAUCCUUUUGCCUCUGCCAGUGAGGAGCUUCACCUGGAUGACCCCAAGAAGACUCUGAGAGGCUGGUUUGAACGACACGGCUAUGACCCGCCCAGCUACACCCUUGAGGAGAUCUCCCCUGGGUGCUGCAGGUGUUCAGUGGAGCUACCAGUGGAGGCUCCAGGCAAGGCACAAGUGGUGGUGUCUGUGGAGCACCGUGGCCGCAGGAAGGAGGCUGUGGUGCAGUGUGCCAUGGAGGCCUGCAGGACGCUGGACCGCAGAAAUCUACUCCGGCAAGCCAAGUAUGAGGGUCACCAACAUAAAAAGCGUGACUGGGCUGAGAAUGAUUACUAUGACUCGGAUGAAGAUGACUUCCUGGACCGCACAGGUGACAUCCAGCGGCGGCGCCUCAAGCGGAUGAAGGCAACGCAGGCAGCAGGCAAGGAUGGGGAUGCAGAGACUUAUGACUCACUGAUGAAGAAGUACACUCAGGCAACAGAGGAACUUGUCGACCUUGAAGGGAAGCUUGCUGAGGCAGCAGCAGUGCAGGAGGCCAGUAAGGCAGGAAGGGGACAGGCUCCAGAGGAUGACCUUGACUCUUUCAUGCAUUCCCUGAAGUUCCAGGCUCCAGACAAACACAAACGGGUGACAUGGAAGCUGCGGGCCAUCGAGCUGCGCAAGGAAGAGCUCAAGCUGCGGCGUCUGGUCAACAUUGCACGUCCACUUGGAAUCCCUGAGCUGAAGCCGUACCAGUCCCAGCAUGGCACAGCUGCAGGAGGGAGUAGACCUUCCCAGCGGCCAGGACAGGCUGGCUUUGGUGCAAGACUGAAGGGCUUGGCAAUGCCUACCACCACCACCACACCCAAGGAACCUGAGUACAGAGUCCACAAGAUUUUCUUGGAGGAAGAGUCCAAGCCUAAACUAAAGCUGAAGAGGUUGGAUGAUGAUGAUAGUGAAGAAAUCAAACCUGUGUCAAAGAAGCGAAGUCAGCCCCAGGAGAAGGAAGCAGCAGCUCACCGAGAGCCACACCAGAGGAAGUCCAGCCCUGCUCCCAUUGCCAAAGCUUCACCUUCACACAAAGCACAAAAAAGUGAACCACAGAAGUUGUGUGGAGAAGCAAGCUCAGAUGAACUUUCCAAGGAGAUUAAGGAGGAGGCAAGUCUUUUCAGCAAAGAGGAGAAACCCCAGCACAUUAAGUCUGAAGCAAGCAGUGGUGAGACUUUGAAGAGACCCAAACCCCAGAGCCAGGACAGCAGCACAGAGCAGAAGGAUCAGCCGGAAAAGAAGGCCAAAGUAUUGGGUCCUACUCUGCCUCCACACUUGGCACACAAGACCAACCCUCAGAAUCCUGCUCAGCCGAGGAAAAAAGAGAAGAGGAAGUACGAUGAAGAUGACCCCAACUAUGACACCUGGGUGCCUCCCAUGCAUCAGUCUGGUGAUGGCCGCACUUCCCUCAACGACCGUCUGGGGUACUGACCGGCAGCCCUCUGCACUCUACCCUCCUUUAAGUGAAGAGAGAAGUUGAGAUGUGGAUAUGAGAGAAAAUACUCUUAGGGGCAGGUCCGGUGCGCUGGGUCCUCAUCUCCUCCAUGAUCUCGGCCACUCGCUGCCUCACAUCCAGACGCCCCAGAUCCCCGCGCAGCAGCAGCAGGGCCGUCAGGUGGUCACUGCUCAUGUCGGGAUACCUGCAGUAGAACACCUUGUUACAAUAUUCAUGUGGAAGAUGUUAUAAAGCCAUUACCUGUAGAGUGGUAGAACUAUGAUGGUUGUUAAGUGGUUACUAAUAUUCCAUGGUGAGAGGUUUUAGUUUGUAAACUUUAUAAAAAUAGUGUUGGGGAAUAUACUAUGGGGCUGAGAGAGAGAGAGAGAGAGAGAGAGAGAGAGAGAGAGAGAGAGAGAGAGAGAGAGAUUUAUAAGGGACUGUGGUCUGCAAACAUACUGUGGGGUACAUACUGUGGGUCUGUGGGCUGUAGUGAGAGAGAGAGAGAGAGAGAGAGAGAGAGAGAGAGAGAGAGAGAGAGAGAGAGAGAGAGAGAGAGAGAGAGAGAGAGAGAGAGAGAGAUAUUUAUAGGGGUGGGGUACAUACUGUGGGUCUGUGGGCUGUAGAGAGAGAGAGAGAGAGAGAGAGAGAGAGAGAGAGAGAGAGAGAGAGAGAGAGAGAGAGAGAGAGAGAGAGAGAGAGAGAUAUUUAUAGGGGACUGUGGUGAGUGACUGGGGGUACAUACUGUGGGUCUGUGGGCUGUAGUAUGUGAGAGGGAGAGAGAGAGAGAGGGGGGGGCAGGUUAUUUUCAAUGGCUAUCUCUUGCUCAAUACACAACCCAGUAAUAUUUUUCCAAUUUAAUUUCUUCCAGUCACACCAAGCAUGCUAUGAACACUUUCAACAAUUACAUUCUCAACUCUACCAUUCAUAUCACCAAUAAUACUACAUAUAUAUUUAUAUUCCUAAUAAUACAACUUACACAGUGAUAUGUCCAACAAUACUAUGUCCUCCCAAUAAAUUCUACUACCACAUUCAAAUCUCCAUUCACAUUUGAUGGCCAUUUACUCUGCACAGGUUAUAUUACUUCAUCCUCUUUUAUCUCAUACUGCAAUGUCUGUAUGCACUCAGAAACAUUCACCUUUCCUUCCUGUCUUUGUUUCAAGAGUACAUACUUCAUUAAUGCAUUCACAUUUGAUGGUCAUUUACUCUUAAACUCUGCACAGCUAAUAUUAUUUCAGAACACUUUUCUGUCCUCUUUCAUCUCUUAUUACAAUGCCUACAUGCACUUAGAAACGUCCAUCAUCCCAUCUUUCUUUCACAAGAAAAUGCAUCAUCCAACUUUCUUCUCAAAAACAUUCUUGGAGUUUCCUUCCUGUUGGCCUCAAUCAUGUCACACACACACACACACACACACACACACACACACACACACACACACACACACACACACACACACACACACACACACACACACACACACACUGGCCCUAUCUGUCCUCCCCCUCUGUGCUCUGUCUCAAUGUAGGAAGGAGGGAUCCCCAGCCCCUUGUUCCGUCCUUUCCAGUCACCCUUCUUGACACUGGGAAAAAAAAGAGAUGUGCUCUUUGUCUCAUGUCUUAGGGCUGGCCACAUAUUUAUUUGGGCAUACCGCAACAUAUAAAUGGGUACUGGAAUCCAACAUCCUUAUGCCAAUGCCUAGUAAAAAGAUUGGAGAGAAAAUAUCCUUCUCCUUUCUGCCCUGAGAUUCAGUAUAGGAUCACUGGGUGUGAGAUGAGCCUGCUAACCACAGCACAACCUACAGGCAUGGAACACUCAUUUAUGUGCAAAUAGUGUUGCUUGUAUAUAAUAGAGCUUGCCAGACUAGAGUGAGUAUACCCCACAUCACUGGUCACCUGCUGGGAGACCAGACUGACCUGUCUUUACCUCCUCUCAAUGUUUGUUGCUUCAAAUCUUGAGAUGCGCCACUUGCAUCAUGGCACACACACACACACACACAACACACACACACACACACACACACACGUGCGUGCAAUUUUGCAACAUGCCUGAAACACACGAGAUAAAUAGAUGAGGGCAAAAGUUAAAAAAAAUACACAAGUUGUUACAUUAAAAGAAUGGCAAGUUAUGCAUUAUGAGGACUGCCUUGAUAUGAGCCAACCUAGUGAUUUAUUUAGUAUUACUGUUCACUCUACAGUAUGCAGUUUUUCUAUGUAAGCAGUUACACUCUCAAAGUAAACUUAAGAAGUAAUAUACAUGUAACUAAGAAAUAAAUAUAGGCUGGGAAAAUGAUAAAAUAGAGUGAUGCAGCCACACGGGAAACAACUGUUGAUUCAGUCAUCUGGUGCUAACCUGUUCAAGCCUUCAUCAUUUUUAGGUGCAUAUUACAACACACCAGGAAUGCAGAGAAGGGUCUGCCAUGUCCUGUGUGAUGGAGCUGGCAGAGUGGCUCACCAUCCAGCAUGACUGUACCACAUCCCAGCAUGCACUAGUGUAGCAGUCCAUGGGGCUGUCAUGUCCCAAUGCCAGUAUAUUUUCAUUCAUCUAUCCAUAUUUAUUUUCAUAAAUAAUGAAGACUA
Molecule: messenger RNA, 5489 nt
Organism: Scylla paramamosain (green mud crab)
Lineage: Eukaryota; Metazoa; Arthropoda; Malacostraca; Decapoda; Portunidae
Product: kanadaptin-like
Exons: 14
Coding region: 228-2909 (893 amino acids)
Molecular function (GO): mRNA binding; protein binding
Source: RefSeq, a predicted model, not a curated record